GGGGCACAUCGCACACCCCUGUAUUCUCCUGACACUUGUGAGAAUGCCAGUUUCACUGCACCACGGCCAGCACUAAGCAAACUUCUGAACGUGUGUCCUUCUCGAUGAACCCACAGUAAUCUCUUUGUUUUGCUUUCGCCCAGCUCAUGCAUUCUUCAAGUCUUGGUAACCCGUAUGUUUUGUCUGUUCGGGCUCCAAACGUUCAGUGGGACAGGAACCAAAGUUAAGGACCUCAUGACGCAUCCAGACGAACCUGGGAAAACUGUGAGCUGCUGACUGCACUGCCUCUCUGAAUCCACUGGUACUUCUCUUUGUCUCCAGUUUUAAAAGCUCCCCAGAGGCGACCUGAAAUCCAGAUUCUUCUCAGAAUAGGAUGGAGGAAAUUCUGAAGUUCUCAUUAAACACAUUUAUCUUUCAAGCUAUGGAAGGAGCCAAAAUGCCAAAGGCAAAGAUUCCAGGGCAUUGCCUACACUGUUGUGAUAUCCUGAUAAACGCCUAACAAAUCCAGCAUGUGUCCUCUAGGCCUGAUCAGUUACGGGGCAAAGUUCCAGAACAGUGAGACAUCUUGGGAUUCAUCUGGCUUAGGAAAGACCUUUAACUACCAGGUGGUAGUCACCUCAAUGUUCUUUAUAUAGCUGAGUUUUGAGGUCUUUUCACUGAGGUCUUUUCUGAUGGCUGCCUCCCACCAGCAUGAAACAGAAGGAUGACCUUAUUCUAUGAGCAGGACAACUGUGAAAGGAGCUGUGUGUGUGAAAGUCUGUGGGAAGAGAGAGCCACCUAGAAUGUCCCCGUCAAACCAGUCAGUGGAAGGCCUUCUGCAGGGGGCUCCCAACAGAUCCCUGAAUGCCACAGAAAGUCCAGGGGCUUGGGAUCCAGGGACUCUUAAAGCCCUCAAGAUUUCUCUUGCUGUGGUCCUCUCCAUCAUCACAUUGGCCACGGUCCUUUCCAACGCCUUUGUGCUUACCACCAUCUUCCUGACCAGGAAGCUCCACACCCCAGCCAACUAUCUCAUUGGCUCCCUGGCCAUGACUGACCUCUUAGUUUCCAUCUUGGUCAUGCCCAUCAGCAUCGCAUAUACCACCACCCACACCUGGAGCUUUGGCCAACUCGUGUGUGACAUCUGGCUGUCUUCUGACAUCACAUGCUGCACGGCCUCCAUCCUGCAUCUCUGUGUCAUUGCUCUGGACAGGUACUGGGCCAUCACUGAUGCCCUGGAGUACAGUAAACGCCGGACAGCGGGCCAUGCAGCUGCCAUGAUUGCCAUUGUCUGGGCCAUCUCCAUCUGCAUCUCCAUCCCACCACUCUUUUGGCGGCAGGCCAAAGCUCACGGAGAGCUAUCGGACUGCCUGGUGAACACUUCUCAGAUCUCCUACACCAUCUAUUCCACCUGUGGCGCCUUCUACAUCCCGUCUGUGUUGCUUAUCAUCCUGUAUGGCCGGAUCUACAUGGCUGCCCGCAACCGCAUCCUGAAUCCACCAUCCCUCUACGGGAAGCGCUUCACCGCAGCGCAACUCAUCACAGGCUCUGCGGGGUUCUCGCUCUGCUCGCUCAACCCCAGCCUUCAUGAGGGGCACUCUCAUGUGGCCGGUUCCCCUCUCUUUUUUAACCAGGUGAAAAUCAAACUUGCGGAUAGUGCCCUGGAGCGCAAGAGGAUUUCUGCUGCCCGAGAGAGGAAAGCCACUAAAACCCUGGGGAUCAUUCUGGGGGCCUUUAUCAUCUGCUGGCUGCCCUUCUUUGUUGCAUCUCUUGUCCUACCCAUCUGCCGGGACUCCUGCUGGAUCCACCCAGCCCUUUUUGACUUUUUCACCUGGCUAGGUUAUCUAAACUCCCUCAUCAAUCCAGUAAUCUAUACUGUGUUUAACGAAGAGUUUCGGCAAGCGUUUCAGAAAGUUAUCCAUUUCCGGAAAGCCUCUUAGUCAUAUUUGGUGAUGACUCUUGUUAUCUUUUAUAUCUUGU
Molecule: messenger RNA, 1956 nt
Organism: Hippopotamus amphibius kiboko
Lineage: Eukaryota; Metazoa; Chordata; Mammalia; Artiodactyla; Hippopotamidae
Gene: HTR1D
Product: 5-hydroxytryptamine receptor 1D
Exons: 2
Coding region: 717-1916 (399 amino acids)
Biological process (GO): vasoconstriction; chemical synaptic transmission; smooth muscle contraction
Cellular component (GO): plasma membrane; dendrite
Molecular function (GO): neurotransmitter receptor activity; G protein-coupled serotonin receptor activity
Source: RefSeq, a predicted model, not a curated record